Polistes dominula (European paper wasp) is the source of this 1846-nucleotide messenger RNA. RefSeq names its product alpha-tocopherol transfer protein-like. Gene Ontology annotation, molecular function: phosphatidylinositol bisphosphate binding. The record is from RefSeq and is a predicted model, not a curated record. NCBI's taxonomy places the organism in Eukaryota, Metazoa, Arthropoda, Insecta, Hymenoptera, Vespidae. Gene Ontology annotation, cellular component: membrane.
AAUAAAGCUGUUCGUCUCCUAGUUAGCAGUCUCAUUCUUGUUAUAACAUUGAAAGAUUGAACUUAUCUUUGAAAAGUUUUGCAGCUUUUUAUUACAGCAGUCAAGAAAAUGAGUUUAACACCAAGAAUUAGUUAUGAAGAAGAAUUAAAGAAAAAUGUUGAUUUAAAGGACUCUGAUAUACAAAUAUUAAGAGAAUGGUGCAAUAAGCAGCCUCAUUUACCAAAAAUUACGGACAGUGAAUUGGCAUUAUUUUUACACAGCAAUUAUUAUCGAUUGGAGCCAACAAAAAAUACGAUAGAUGCUUACUAUACUGUACGAACUCACGUUCCAGAGUUUUUUUCUAAUAGAGAUCCGCUUGGAUCAAAGUCGCUUCGAGAAAUAAUGAAAGUUGUUGCAGAAAUACCAUUGAAGACAACAACGAAAGAUGGUUAUAAAAUACUUUUCUGCAAACUACUUGACAUCGAUCCUUCGCAUUAUGUUUAUAACGACGGUAUGAAAUAUUUUAGCAUGGUUUUGGAUUAUUGGCUUUAUACCGAAGGUACAGGAAUUGGUCAUUUGAUUCUGAUUGAUAUGGAAAAUGUAAGUUUCGGUCACGCAGGCCGAUUAAGUCCUAUGGGACUGAAGAAGUUUCUUUACUAUUUGCAAGAAGCUUUACCUGUUCGUCUGAAAGGUUUACAUUUCAUGAACACAUCGGCUGUGAUGGAUAUCAUUCUAAAUAUGAUGAAACCUUUCAUGAAAAAAGAAUUGAUGGAUGUGUUGCACGUGCAUUCCACAUUGGAAAGUGUCGCAAAGUUUAUUCCAUUAGAAGUAUUACCAACCGAUGUAGCUGGUAAAGCAGGAUUUACCAAAGAUUUACACGAAGAAUAUAUAAAAAAGAUCGAAGAUCAUCGAGCUUGGUUCCUACAGGAUGAGAUAAAUGGUCGAGUAAAUGAGGCUCUGAGAUCUGGUCAAAGUAAAAAUGUAACGGAUCUUUUUGGAGUCGAGGGGAGUUUCAAGAAGCUUGAAAUAGAUUAACGCACAAAAUCAAAUAAAUGAUGCUAUUCUAAUCAAAUACAUAUACCAUACAUUAGAUCAAAUGAAACAUUAUUAAACGAGUUUCAAGUUUCAAGUUUCAAGUUUCAAGUUAUACGUACAUAUUAUAGCAACUACUUUUAUUCUGUACUUUGAUCUUUUAUAAUGGCCAACAAUUAACCCCAUCACAUUCCCCUUAAGCGUAUAUUACAUUAUUAUGGAAUGAGGUUGACAUACAUUUCAUAAUUAAUAAUAUAUUUAUAAAAUUCUGUUAAUGAUGAUACUAUCUAAUUAUCUCAAUAUCCUUGUAAAAUAGCUACUUACAAUAGAAACAAAUUUCCAAUUCCAUUGUAUUACACACUCGUAAUGAGUGUAUGUGUAUUUUGAUCUCCUGCAAAAAAAAAACGUUUAUCUCGAUAAACUUGAUAAAAAAACAAAUGACAAGUUUAGUACUGUAAUAAACAAGUUUAUCUACAGGAUGUUCUAAAAAUUGCUUUAUCAAAUAUCUUUUACCAAAUGCUCCGAUUUGUAGUAGAUUUGGAAGAUGUCUUUUUUAAUUGAAAUGAAGAAAUUUGUCCUAAAUUUUGUCCUAAAUUCGUGUCGGAUUAGUGUCAAGGUUGCGUCAGGGUUUCUAUCAGAGUUUUACGUCAAGCUUUCUCUUUCCUCGGUACAACAAGUUUCGGAACAACCUAUAUAUGCAUAUGUAUAUAAGUAGAACUCAUUAUUAGAUCGGUUGCUAUCAAGUAAGAAACAUAUUCUUCUUCCACGUUCCGUGCAACAUUAACGUAAAACAUUAAAAAAAAAAAAAAAAAAAAAAAAGAAAACCAACGUUAUU